This is a messenger RNA of Fusarium venenatum, 939 nucleotides long. Lineage: Eukaryota; Fungi; Ascomycota; Sordariomycetes; Hypocreales; Nectriaceae. The record is from RefSeq and is a predicted model, not a curated record.
AUGCAAGGUGCUAGCCAUAUCCUCCCCAAUCGCUUAUUUCUCUGCGUCGUCGCAGACCAACAUCAUGAAUAUUGCGACAAGUCGUUCCCAACAAUUGAGAAACACAAGUUAGUCAAUCCUUUCGGCCAAUGUGUUGCGGACAUUACUGACAGUAGCAUCAGUGAGCAUCUAAAAAGAUGCCAUUCUCUUGUCUAUUACUGUGGUGACUGUCUCUUUAAGUUCAAUACUUCAUUACCUGAGAAGAACCUUGGUCAUGCCAAAAAGGAACACGAAAAGGAGUGCAAGCGCAAACCUUCACCGGAGAACCUCGAGGCCAGGAAUGGCCAUUGGUUGAUGGACAGGGACCAAUAUCAUCGCUUCAAAGUUGUGGGAUGGAGAAAGACUCAUGUUUCCGACCAGAUAUUCAUCAAUGGCGAGAAGGAAUCUCUUUCGAAGAGAAGCUGGAGAAGGAUUCGCGAAACAAUUUUCCCCGGCUCUGAGAUCGAGCUAAACGCCGAACCUGCGACAUCUUACCAGACGACGGAAGAUGUUAUGGCCAUGGUAGAAAGGAGGACAUCGGCAAUCAUGCCGCAACUCACCGAUAUACCAGCACCCAGCACAGGUCUGAGGCAAAGGUCGAGGCUGGUGCCUAUCCCUCCUUCUACCACAGACAUGUCUCAACUGUCGACUCAAUUCUCAUGGGAGACCGAUUCUCUUACGGACCCUUCGUCGCACGUGUUUUCGCACUCAGGAGCUGAUGGACAUGAAGAAACUUAUGGUGCCGAAUAUGGAAACGCCACCGGUCCUGCGGACUCUCUCGCCUGGGUCUGGGAGGAGUAUCAGGGACAACAGUCCUCGGACUCUUUAAAUGGAGCUGGUGGGUGGCUACCUGAACUUCCACCUCAGGUUCUUAUGAGCAGCGACACUGGCGAUCCACAGCAAGCAUCGUAUCAAGAGUAA